GAGUCAUGGUGAAGGUAGAGAUUGUUGAGCUUAACAGAAACUGGGCUAAGACAGUGGAAGAGAUUGUAAAAUUGGAGAGAAAGAUCUUUCCCAAACACGAAUCACUUGCUUCAUUUUUUGAAGACGAACUGAGAAAGAAGAACAGUGGAUUGCUUUAUCUUCACGUAGAUGGUGAACUUGCAGGCUAUGUCAUGUAUUCUUGGCCUUCUUCCUUGUACGCUUCAAUCACCAAGCUCGCAGUGAAGGAGCAAUGGAGGAUGCGAGGUCACGGAGAGGCUCUACUGAAAGCAGCAAUUGAGAAAUGCAGGACAAGGAAAGUUUCGCGCAUAAUGCUUCAUGUGGAUCCCUUGAGGACUCCUGCAGUGAACCUUUAUAAGAAACAUGGUUUCCAAGUUGACACUUUGAUUGAAGGCUACUACUACUCAGAUAGAAAUGCCUAUAGGAUGUACUUGGACUUCGAUUCCAGUUGA
This is a messenger RNA of Abrus precatorius (Indian licorice), 470 nucleotides long. RefSeq names its product putative ribosomal-protein-alanine acetyltransferase. Lineage: Eukaryota; Viridiplantae; Streptophyta; Magnoliopsida; Fabales; Fabaceae. Gene Ontology annotation, molecular function: acyltransferase activity, transferring groups other than amino-acyl groups. Bases 6 to 470 code for a protein of 154 amino acids. The transcript is spliced from 2 exons. The record is from RefSeq and is a predicted model, not a curated record.